GUGUUCCUGUGUGUUAGACUCUGAGUGGGUGAGGUGCGAGACUGAGAGUGAAACAGCAGCAGCUCUUGAACGCAGCACGAUCAUUCCGUCAGAGCGGACAGGUGAAGGAGCAGCGCUGUGUACCUGUCUCACCUGAGCGCGAGCUCUCUCUCUCUCUCUCUCUCUCUCUCACUCACACACACACACACACACACACACACACGGUGUGAGACUCACUGAGGAGUAAUGGGGGGAGAAGACAGCAGUAGGAGAAAGAGCAGAAAAAGCCACUUCCCCACAGUUCUGCUGCUCAUCCUGAUCCACACGGACGGAAUCCUGAACCAAGAUCUGUUCCACGACCGAGCUUCAGAGCCGAAACAUUUCCAGAUAGUCAGACCUCAGCUGGUGCACAGACGCUGGCGGAGACACGGCGACGGUGCGCACACACACACGCAGAGAGCAGAUUCAGAGAGUCUGACCUACUCGAUCGAGAUCAAUAACACGCCUCGCCUCUUACAGCUGACCAAAAACACAGACUUUUUAUCUCCUGAUUUCGCCGUGGUGUCUCACGACGUGCACCGUAACUCAGUGAAAAGGCACCGAGAGAAACCUGCGUCGUGUCAUUACUACGGCCGAGUCUCAGGUUCUGAGGAAUCUCUGGUGGCUCUGAGCGCCUGUGAUGGACUCAGGGGCGUCAUUUUCAUCGGCAACGAGAGUUACGCCCUGGAACCUGCUUUGCACGCCUCAGACAACCAGCACAUCCUAUUUCCCCUGAGGAGCAGUCAGUCGGAUCCGUUCGUGUGUGGCGUGGACUCUGAAUGUGACCGUAGCGAUGACGGCUCCUGCGACCACACCUUGUCAAUGGGCACACUUUUACGGAAAAAACGCUCCCUGCCUCAGACCAGAUACGUGGAGCUGGUGUUAGUAGUGGACAAUCUGAGGUUUAAUUUUAAGAAGGGCAACCGCACUGCCGUGAGGGAGGAAAUGGUACAGCUCGCCAACUUAGUGGAUACGUACUUCAAGCAGCUGAAUAUCCGCAUCGUCCUGGUGGGUCUGGAGAUUUUCGAGACGAGCAACCCGUUUGACGUGGAAGGAACCGCAGGAGAGGUUUUAGGACGGUUUGUCGAAUGGAGGAAAAAGAAUCUGACCUCACGCAUCAGGAACGACAUGAGCCAGCUCAUCGUGGGUCGAUCAGGAGCCUACAGUGGAGGGAUUUUGGGCAUGGCCUUCGUUGGGUCUGUUUGCUCAGCAGGCACCGGCGGUGGAAUUAGCGUGUUUAGCAACAAUGGGUUGCAGUAUUUCUCCACGAUUCUGGCUCACGAGAUGGGUCACAAUCUGGGCAUGAACCACGACGACUCGCGCUGCCAGUGCGGAGGAAGCAGCUGCAUCAUGGCCUCUGCCGCCACCGGAUCGACUUUGUUUAGCACGUGCAGUGAUGGUGAUUUUGAGACGCUGGUGCUGCGGGGAGGAGGUGUGUGUUUGCUGAACCAGCCGUCUCAGGACAGCGUCAUCUCCGUGGCCGAGUGCGGAAACGGGAUCCUGGAGGGAACGGAACAGUGCGACUGCGGACCGCCAAAGAGCUGCAAUAAUAAAUGCUGUGACGCGGCUACUUGCACUUUCACAAAGGGUUCAUCCUGCGCUGCUGGCAGCUGCUGCAAAGACUGUCAGCUGUUGGUGUCUGGUACGCCCUGCAGAGGAUCCGCGAACCAGUGCGACCUGCCCGAGUACUGCAACGGCCAAUCGGCUUUCUGCGCUUCAGACUUCUAUCUAAUGGACGGCCUUUCCUGCGAGGGCGGCACCGCCUACUGCUACGAGGGCCGCUGCCAGACGCUGGACUACCAGUGCAAGCAGCUCUUCGGCCAAACGGCAACAAAAGCCAACGAUAAAUGCUUUAGCCACGUGAACACACAGGGCACCAAGUUCGGAAACUGCGGCUACUCCGGGUCCAGUGUUGUGCCGUGUUCUGUGGCUAACUCCAUGUGUGGGAAGGUGCAGUGCACAAACUUUGACUCGAACUACCCCCCGCCCGGGGCAGUCAUCAGCGUCGAGAACAUAGAACCGGGGGUCUCGUGCAGGAACGCCGACUUCAACCUGGGAUCAGACGUUCUCGACCCGGGGUACGUCAAAACAGGGACCGUCUGCGCCGCAGGCAAAGUCUGCAUGAACUUCCGCUGUGUGAACUCAUCAGUGCUGACACAAGGACAGAAGUGUGAUGCCGAGAGGGACUGCAGCGGCAACGGGGUGUGUAAUGAUAAGUUCCACUGUCACUGCAACAACGGCUGGGCUCCUCCCAACUGCAACAAAUGGGGAAGAGGAGGCAGCGUGGAUAGUGGACCUGCUGAAAUAGAUUACUCUCUGAGGAACGGCCUGCUGAUCUUCUUCCUGUUGGUGCUGCCCAUCCUGGUGCUGGCGGUGUUCGCUUUUCUUUACAUAUUCAGACGGGACUCUCUAAAGAGGUGCUUCAGGGGCCGACGGUCCAAACAGCACAGGACAAACGAGGCGAACGCUCAGAGGAGCAACCAGCCAAGCGGAAACGUACAAAGACCAGCACGUCCUCCGCCGCCGACGCAAACUCCUCCUACAGUUCCGCAGUAUCCGUCUGCCAUCUCUGGAGCUCCGGCGAGUUCUAACAGUCAGAGUCAUGUUGACGUGCAGCCCGCAGUUUGGACGUCUCAGCUUCCCAGGAACGGCCCCGGAGUUCCUAGACCCAUUCCACCCAGGAACGUCGUCACUUGAGCAACUUCCGUAAAGGAUGUUGGUGGAUUUGCACAAAAGAAAUGUGAUGAUGUUGAUUAUCACAGUGAAGAAAUGACCUGCUAGUCUCUAGUGUUAUGAAGUAGAAUUCUCUCAGCGAUGUUUUAAUUUCAGUACAUAUUUCAACGUGGUUUAUGGUUUGCAUAAUUGCUGAAGGUUGUUUUCUGGUGUCCCUCGUUAAUUUGUUUUUUAACACACAAAAUGUCCAUAUAGUUAAAUAAAUCCUUUCAAUGUGUUUAUUUUGAUCAGUUAAGAAUAUUUUCCCCAUGGUUGAUUCUAAAUGUAUUUUAAAAUAAAAACAGCUUCAUGGCUUGAAA
Pangasianodon hypophthalmus (striped catfish) is the source of this 3050-nucleotide messenger RNA. RefSeq lists its product as uncharacterized. The coding region runs from base 226 to 2715 and encodes 829 amino acids. Gene Ontology annotation, biological process: proteolysis. Lineage: Eukaryota; Metazoa; Chordata; Actinopteri; Siluriformes; Pangasiidae. Gene Ontology annotation, cellular component: plasma membrane. Gene Ontology annotation, molecular function: metalloendopeptidase activity. The record is from RefSeq and is a predicted model, not a curated record. The transcript has 22 exons.